Messenger RNA from Harpegnathos saltator (Jerdon's jumping ant), 2797 nucleotides. Its product is annotated as G-box-binding factor. The transcript has 3 exons. The coding region runs from base 521 to 1408 and encodes 295 amino acids. NCBI's taxonomy places the organism in Eukaryota, Metazoa, Arthropoda, Insecta, Hymenoptera, Formicidae. The record is from RefSeq and is a predicted model, not a curated record.
AGUUAAUUCAGCAGUGAAAGGGUUAACUUGAAAGUAUCACAAACGUAGGGCACAAAGUCGGUAAUUGACAGUCGUGGUUGAAUUGAGGUUGAAUUGAGGUGUAACGAGCGCGACGUUACGUUGUAUGAAAAAAAAUCACGUGUCGGUAAAAUACGUGACUGAUACGUGAAACGGCCGAGUUGAUAUACAAUGCAACGCGCAAUUAGUGUUGGCGAUUGUCGCGUAAUAAGCAAUAAGUACGGGCUAGGAACGAGCGGGCGCCAUUAUGGCGUUUUUGCGAGCCGUAAUUGCCGAGUACCACCGAAGUCCCGGCAAUUCGUGCGCGCUCCCCUUCGCGGUGAGGACGCGGCGAAACGCGAAUCCUUUAUAACUCGCCCAAUUAUCAUGGACACGCGAAACUCACCUUCGCUCGGUGACUUUUCUCUGUUUCAGGAGUAACAAGUACCUGCAAAAAUCGUCCAUCAGCCGCGUGUGCGCGGUCGGAGGUUUCUUCAUUAGCAUUCCGGUCUUCUUAACUGGUAUGAUCCUGUACACGUUCAUCCAGUUCCACUCGACGCCGGCGAUCGUCACGUCGGUCUUCAUUGGCCUCGGCAUCGUGUUCUGCGGGUGCGCCAUGGUCCACAACGUCUUCGUGUGGCAGAGAGAGAAGACGAACGCGGUGAAAGCACUGGCCCGCGAGCAGUGCGAGGCGGCGGCGGCGCACUUGCAGCGUCAGCAGCAGCAACUGCAGCUGCAGCACCAGUCGCAGUCGCAUCAACCGGCGCAUUCGCAGCACUCGCAGCAACAUCACCAGCAGCAUCAUCAUCAUCAGCAGCAGCAGCAGCAGCAACAGCAGCAGCAACAGCAGCAGCAACAGCAACAGCAACAGCAACAGCAGCAGCAGCAGCAGCAGCAACAUCACCACCACCAUCACCAGUCGCAGCUGCAGCUACGACCGUCGACGCUAUCGACGCUGCACGUCGGCGCGAAGAUCGCCGGUCCGGCGACCACCCACUCGACCGCCAGCCUGGCCCAAUCGGCUCGCGGCUUGCACCAUUAUCAGCACCUACAUCAGCAUCAUCAUCAUCAGCGGCACGUGUCGAUGUCGCCGCCGCUGCUGCUGUCGUCGCCGCAGGCAUCGUCGCAGCACAACCAUUUGUCGCAUCGUGGCGGCGGCGGCGGCGGCGGCGGCGGCGGCGGCAUCGUCACCGCCACACCGCCGACGACGCCCGGCGACCGGUCGCCGCCGAGUCCUGGCGGCGGCGGCAACGGCGGCGGAGGAGGAGGUAGCAGCGGCAAGCUCAACAGGUCGCAGCACUUGCCGCGCGAGACCAGUGGCAGCGUCAGCCCCGGUCUGCCAACGGCCACGCUCGACCUGAGCAGUGCCGCUACCACCAACAGUCCUCACGAAUUGUCCACUCUCGUCUAGAGACGGGGAGUGUCAUGAGAGCGAAUGGGUUUCCGCGAUAUCAAGGGAGAUACAUGUUCUCUGAGCCGAUCAACGAGAGUGUUUAUCGUAAGCUUCGUGGAAUUCAUGUUUCUGUUAUUGUAAACGUUUACGGAGACGUUGACGAAGAGUAUCGCGGGCAGCUUGUAGGAAGCACUGUACCGGAGUAGAAAGACUCUCGGACUCCGUAAGCCUAGAAGAGUCGAAGGAACGGAUCUCGAGAGUCCGAGGGAGUCUCUAUUCGGCGGCUUGUCGGUGUUUUCGAUCUAUCGCAUACACAACGGAAAUAAUCUAAGUCAUGAAUUCGUGUACGAGCACAGCCCUCCACUGGUUAAAAAGCUGAUUUAUAUGGAAAGGGGCCAAAAUGUGUCGGUGACACAAAUUGUAUGUAAUGUACGACGCGAUCUCCAGGAAAACACCGCCGAGAAAUCGGAAUGACCUGUUGCCGGGCAAUUUAUUCGGAGUUCGUGCGCGCACGGCGGCGCGGUCUUAGUCCCGGGCUUAACCGCGCUUUAAACUCGACGUGGUGGUAUGAGUGAGCGCGCCGAUUAAGGCCCCGAGAGGGAAGCACUUUGCGCCCUUUGUAAUACCCGCAACGCGAACCGCCGAAAGCGAAGACGCCGGACCGACGAAUUCUCGCGUGUACAUUGUUGCUUGCGAUCCGUAACGAUCACGUAACGAUAGACAGAAUGUUUGAUGUAAAUUCAAAUUAGCGUAAUCUUAGGCGCAUCCUAAAAGCCAAUAAUCUAAGAAUCAACGUCUACGCGAGAAAUCACGAGAUGCGGCUGAAAUUCCGUCUUGCUGAGUUUAGUCGUCGAUGUGUGUCGCGCUAUUCCUUUAGUCAUCGUGAUGCCAUAUUAUGCAGAUGUUAUCGCAAGAUAAAUUUAUUUUAUUACAAAAAAAUCUGAUCUUUGAAGGACUUCUAAGUAAGAAUAUAUUUUGUGAAGCAUCGAGCUUAGAGAUGAAACUGUCCAAGAAAGAUAUCGAAAAAUUAAGAUAGGCUUAGGAUACCGUAGAUUAAAAACCGGAUAUAUCAAAUUGACUAAAUUACUCAAAUAUAUUAAGUCUGCACGAGCGAAUCGUAACGUUACAUACACACGCGCCUAAGAUUUUAUUUUGCAUCGGUAAUUAUUAUUGACAGUUGAUAUUAUUACGUCAGUAGAAUGGCGAUUACCAAUUCGCGCCGUUGUCCACAAGUCUGAAAUCGCCGUUGGACAUUACCGGAUGAGAUUUCGUCAGUCGCAUGCGUCCGUUUAUCGUGCGUAUUCCGGCAAUUAGCGAUGAUAAACCUCGCACCUUGAAAUCUAUGUACACUCUAAGCCGUUGACCGCCUUUACAAACUUGGGUCAUUAACCAACCAGUAUUACCCGA